Macrosiphum euphorbiae (potato aphid) is the source of this 528-nucleotide messenger RNA. NCBI's taxonomy places the organism in Eukaryota, Metazoa, Arthropoda, Insecta, Hemiptera, Aphididae. The record is from the annotation of a GenBank genome assembly.
AUGGUACCUAUUCUUUUAAUUAUUAUUGCAUUUAUUAUUGUUAUAUAUAGUACCAUAUUAUUUGUAUAUACUUAUAAUUGUUUUUUUGUAGCAACAUUAGAUCAAGCACAAUCCAAACUCUCAAAAGCAACUACAAAUUCGGAUUUGUCUACAACAGAAGAUGAAGAAAAAAAAACAUUUAAUUCAUCUGGAGGAUUAGUUGACACGCUUUUUCCACCACCUAAGUAUAAAGAUUAUUGUUCUAAAGUAACAAAAUCAAAACACGAUGUUGAAUCUAUAUUCAAUGUUGACAAUCAUGAAUCACUGAGUGAUAAUAAUGACGAUAAUAUUGCUGAUGAUAAUGAUGAUUCAGAUUGUGAUGGACGCAUCAUAAUCAAUAAAAGUAGUAAUGAUUCAAUUUCAGAAGAAAAUAUUUUGAUCCAAUCCUCAUCAAAUGCUGUAUUUUCACCAAACACCCAAGUUUGGAAGGUCAAUCAUUUAAAUAGAUAUGGACAAACUGAAAUAUCACCGAACUUUCAAUUCACAUAA